This is a messenger RNA of Rhododendron vialii, 3483 nucleotides long. RefSeq names its product ATPase 10, plasma membrane-type-like. The transcript is spliced from 22 exons. Lineage: Eukaryota; Viridiplantae; Streptophyta; Magnoliopsida; Ericales; Ericaceae. The record is from RefSeq and is a predicted model, not a curated record. Gene Ontology annotation, molecular function: P-type proton-exporting transporter activity; ATP binding; ATP hydrolysis activity. Gene Ontology annotation, cellular component: plasma membrane. The coding region runs from base 168 to 3146 and encodes 992 amino acids. Gene Ontology annotation, biological process: proton export across plasma membrane; regulation of intracellular pH.
ACUGGUAGGUUUGAAGGUUAAGUUUUCCACAAAAUGGCUGCACAACGGCUCCUGUUCCCCGUUUUCUUCCUCGUUGAAUCCACCAUGACGCGACGGCAAAGCUCGAUAGCUCGGUGCCAACCCCUAACUACCGGUCAACUACAAAAUCAGGCUCUGAAGCUUGAAAAAUGGCUGAAGAUCUUGAGACGCCACUGCUGGAUCCUGGGAAUUUCAGUAGGGAAGGAGGGAUUGAUCUGGAACGCUUACCAUUGGAAGAAGUUUUCGAACAAUUGAGAACAUCCCAAGGAGGCCUAACCUCUGAAAAUGCAGAGGUUCGAUUGCAAAUAUUUGGCCCAAACAAGCUUGAAGAAAAGACAGAGAACAAAAUUUUAAAGUUUCUCGGUUUCAUGUGGAAUCCUUUGUCAUGGGUCAUGGAAGCAGCAGCAGUGAUGGCAAUUGUCCUUGCUAAUGGAGGAGGGCAAGGUCCUGACUGGCAAGACUUCAUAGGGAUUGUUUGCCUGCUUCUAAUAAAUUCAACGAUUAGCUUCAUUGAGGAAAACAAUGCUGGUAAUGCAGCGGCAUCCCUUAUGGCACGUUUAGCUCCAAAAACAAAGGUCCUUAGAGAUGGCCGUUGGCAAGAGCAAGAUGCAGCUGUUUUAGUACCUGGAGAUAUUAUCAGCAUAAAGCUAGGAGAUAUCAUACCUGCAGAUGCUCGUCUGCUUGAGGGAGAUUCACUGAGAAUUGACCAGGCAAUAUACUUUUCUGAUGAACUAAUUAAUGCGCUACAUAUUUUCUUUUUGUCAGCUCUUACUGGAGAAUCACUGCCUGUCACCAAGAGGACCGGCGAUGAAGUUUUUUCUGGUUCGACAUGUAAGCAUGGAGAGAUUGAAGCUGUAGUGAUAGCAACUGGAGUUCACUCUUUCUUUGGAAAAGCUGCACAUCUAGUUGAUUCAACAGAAGUAGUUGGUCACUUCCAACAGGUUCUUACUUCCAUUGGGAAUUUCUGCAUUUGCUCUAUAGCUGUGGGGAUGCUUCUGGAAAUCAUUGUCAUGUACCCUAUACAGAAUCGUUCAUACAGAGAUGGAAUCAACAACCUUCUUGUGCUAUUGAUUGGAGGAAUACCCAUAGCCAUGCCAACAGUAUUGUCUGUCACACUUGCAAUCGGUUCACAUCGACUCUCUCAGCAGGGCGCCAUUACAAAGAGGAUGACAGCAAUUGAAGAAAUGGCUGGAAUGGAUGUCCUCUGCAGUGAUAAAACUGGAACACUGACACUGAACCGCCUCACCGUUGAUCGAAACCUUAUUGAGGUUUUUCAUAAAGAUAUGGACAAAGACAUGGUUGUCUUGCUUGCUGCCAGAGCAUCAAGGCUGGAGAAUCAGGAUGCCAUUGAUACAGCCAUCGUUAGCAUGCUUGCUGAUCCAAAGGAGGCACGCGCAAACAUCUCAGAAGUACAUUUCAGGCCUUUCAAUCCUGUGGACAAACGCACGGCCAUUACCUACAUUGAUUCUGAUGGCAACUGGUAUCGGGCUAGCAAAGGAUCUCCUGAACAGAUUCUAAACCUCUGUGAAGAGAAGGAACAAAUUGCUGGAAAAGUGCAUGCCAUUAUUGACAAGUUCGCUGAACGUGGCUUGCGGUCUCUUGGAGUUGCUAUUCAGGAAGUUCCAGAAAAAUCAAAGGAGAGUCCUGGUGGUCCAUGGAAAUUUUGUGGCUUGUUGCCUUUGUUUGAUCCUCCAAGGCAUGAUAGUGCAGAGACCAUUCGAAAAGCACUUCACCUUGGGGUUUGUGUUAAGAUGAUUACAGGUGAUCAGUUGGCAAUUGCAAAGGAGACAGGUCGACGACUUGGCAUGGGAACUAAUAUGUACCCCUCCUCAUCGUUGUUGGGCCGUGAAAGGGAUGGAAUUGAAGCCCUUCCGGUGGAUGAGCUCAUCGAAAAGGCAGAUGGCUUUGCGGGUGUAUUUCCUGAACAUAAAUACGAGAUUGUGAAGAUUCUGCAACAAAAGAAGCAUGUUGUUGGAAUGACUGGAGAUGGUGUGAAUGAUGCACCUGCUUUAAAGAAAGCAGAUAUUGGAAUAGCAGUUGCAGAUGCUACAGACGCAGCAAGGAGUGCUUCUGAUAUUGUAUUGACAGAGCCAGGCUUAAACGUGAUUAUCAGUGCUGUUUUAACUAGCCGAGCUAUAUUCCAAAGAAUGAAGAACUAUACAAUAUAUGCUGUCUCCAUAACAAUUCGGAUUGUGCUUGGUUUUACGCUCCUGGCAUUGAUAUGGGAAUACGACUUCCCACCUUUCAUGGUUUUGAUAAUAGCAAUAUUGAAUGAUGGUAAUGUUCGAAUGUGGUUAGACUUUGCGUUUUCCUAUCUCUGUGCUGGUUACGUUUCUUUGGGAUCUGUAUCAGGGACCAUAAUGACUAUUUCCCAAGACAGAGUAAAGCCAUCUCCUGGACCUGACAGUUGGAAGCUUGAUGAAAUAUUUGCAACUGGCGUUGUCAUUGGCACUUAUCUUGCUUUAGUUACUGUUUUGUUUUACUGGGUUGUAGAAGGCACUUCUUUCUUUGAGGACCAUUUUCAUGCAAGGUCCUUAUCCGGAAAUUCUGAAGAAAUUUCUUCUGCUAUAUAUUUGCAAGUCAGCAUUAUCAGCCAAGCUCUUAUAUUUGUUACUCGAAGUCAAAGUUGGUCAUUCAUGGAGAGGCCUGGGACUCUCCUGAUGUGUGCAUUUGUGUUGGCUCAACUGGUCGCUACCUUGAUUGCAGUCUAUGCAGAGAUAAGCUUUGCUUCAAUUAGUGGCAUUGGAUGGGGAUGGGCAGGUAUUAUAUGGUUAUAUAGUUUGAUUUUCUACAUUCCCCUCGACGUAAUCAAGUUUGCAGUUCGCUAUGCUUGGAGUGGAGCGGCUUGGAAUCUAGUGUUUGAUAGGAAGACGGCUUUCACAUCUAAACAUGAUUACGGAAAGGACGAUAGAGAGGCUAAGUGGGUACUUUCUCAAAGAACAAUCCAAGGACUGAUGUCUGGAGAGUUGGAAAUCAGUAGGACAUCUUCUCUGAUUGCUGAACAGGCCAGGCGUCGUGCUGAAAUAGCCAGGCUACGAGAAUCGCACACUUUGAGAGGACAUGUAGAGUCAGUGGCAAGGCUUAAAAAUUUGGACUCUCGAAUAAUUCAGGGGCCUUAUACGGUCUAAAGCCAUGGCAUGCAUACAAAAUCUGUCUGGUACAAAGUUUCUAGCAAAGAUAUACACAGAGGAAAUUGGGCAAUAUACACAAGAGAUGUGCCACGGUUUUGAUGGAAAUGAUUGCAGUGAUCUAGAUGUUUACAUUCUAUGUUUUGGAUUCCAGAGCUUUGGAGGGCAUCUAGAAUACAGCACAAUUUAUUGCUGAUCAAAAAGAAAUAUAGCCCAAUUUACAAUUUAUAAGGGCGUUUCCAGUGUGUAUCACAUCUUUUUGACAGAGGUAUGCACUACUUGUGAGUUGUUUGGGAACCUUAACUUCAGCUUAGCCAAUCGAUACAUGCUUGGCCCA